GUCAAUGCUAGAUUUCAGUUGUAAUCGCAACAGUUGUAUAUAAACCUUGCUAUAAAAUAAGGUCUAAGACACUGACGUUUUAAUUUAUGACAACUAAAUAAUAAUAGUAGUGUUGGUCUUUAUUACUUAUUCACAAAUAAAGAAAAGGCAAAGAGAGCUAGUAUUCCGAUCUAUAUUUGUAUUUACUUCUAUAUCUUCAUUGCAUCUUUAGUGGAAAAUGCCGGCAGUCGUAGUAAGCGGCUCUGGUGAGAAUCAAGAAUUUGAAGGCAGGAUAACAGCGUAUGUCAUAGUUUGUGUGAUCAUAGCAGCCUUUGGAGGCUUGAUGUUUGGAUAUGAUAUUGGCAUUUCAGGUGGAGUAACAUCCAUGGAUGAUUUCUUAAAAAAAUUCUUUCCAGCUGUGUUUGAAAAGAAACAUCAUGCACUUGAAAACAAUUACUGCAAAUACGAUAACCAAUUCCUCCAGUUGUUCACGUCUUGCUUGUACCUUGCUGCUUUAAUAGCUAGUUUUGUAGCUUCAAAGGUGUGCUCAAAAUAUGGUAGGAAACUCACCAUGCAGAUUGCUUCAAUAUUUUUCAUAAUAGGCGUGAUUUUGACUGCUGGAGGUAUCAACAUCGAAAUGAUAAUUUUUGGGAGAAUUUUUCUCGGCUUUGGUGUUGGGUUUGCCAAUCAAGCGGUACCACUCUUCUUAUCGGAGAUAGCUCCACCUAAUCUUCGCGGAGCACUCAACAAGUUUCAGCUCUUCAUUACAAUUGGAAUUUUGGUAUCCAAUCUGAUAAACUACUUUACAACAAAUGUCCAUCCUCAUGGAUGGAGAAUUUCUCUUGGCAUUGCUGGUGUUCCUGCUUUGAUGCUUUGUUUGGGAUCUAUACUCAUUUGUGAGACAACUAGCCUUAUUGAACGUCACAAAGUUGAGGAAGGAAGGAAGGUUCUGAGGAAGAUUCGUGGUGUCGAAAAUGUUGAUGACGAGUUUGAUUCAAUUAUACAUGCAUGUGAGAUGGCAAAGCAAGUAAAGGACCCUUUCCGCAAACUAAUGAAGCCAGUUAGCCGACCCCAACUAGUAAUUUCCAUCUGUUUGCAAAUUUUCCAGCAAUUUACUGGAAUCAACGCUAUAAUGUUCUACGCUCCUGUUCUGUUCCAGACGGUGGGAUUUGGGAAUGAUGCUGCAUUGCUUUCAUCUGUUAUUACUGGCCUUGUCAAUGUGUUUAGUACUGUAGUUUCAAUAUAUGUAGUAGAUAGGGCUGGCAGGAGAAUUCUGCUACUUGAAGCUUGUGUCCAAAUGUUCAUUUCUCAGGUUAUUAUUGGCAUAAUCCUUUUCAAAGAAUUGAAAACCACAGGUGACAAUCUUUCCAAAGGAGAGGCAAUCUUUGUGGUGAUCUCCGUGUGUACCUUUGUCAUGGGCUUUGCCUGGUCAUGGGGGCCUCUUGGUUGGUUAAUUCCUAGUGAGAUUUUCCCUCUGGAGACCAGAUCAGCUGGUUUUGCCUUUGCAGUCAGCACCAACAUGCUCUUCACUUUCAUCAUUGGUCAAGCUUUCCUCUCAAUGCUAUGCCAGAUGCAAGCAGGAAUCUUUUUCUUCUUUGCUGCCUGGGUUAUCAUAAUGGGAGCCUUCACAUGGUUCUUGUUGCCUGAGACAAAAGGUGUCCCUGUUGAUGCUAUGGUUGACAAAGUCUGGAAGCAGCACUGGUUCUGGCGUUCUUUCAUGAUCGAGGAUGACAGGCCCGAUGUCAAGGUUGUUUGAUCCAACUACAAUGAAGUUCCUAGUUGUGUUUCAUUCUUUUUUCAUGUAAAAUUUACUGCUGGACACUACGCUAGCUUUUGGGCUCACUACAGGAUCGACCGUGACUACUCUUGUUAUUGGGUUGAGCUUUCGGUAUUUUAUUAUGGAAAAUAAAUGAGAAAGGCAAACAUUUUCACAUUGUUUCUA
Molecule: messenger RNA, 1921 nt
Organism: Gossypium raimondii (Peruvian cotton)
Lineage: Eukaryota; Viridiplantae; Streptophyta; Magnoliopsida; Malvales; Malvaceae
Product: sugar transport protein 8
Biological process (GO): monosaccharide transmembrane transport
Cellular component (GO): membrane
Molecular function (GO): monosaccharide transmembrane transporter activity
Source: RefSeq, a predicted model, not a curated record